GGACGGUAUUCCAUGGAAAUACGUGGCAGUGGAGCUGAGGUAUUUAUUUCUUCGCUACACAAUGAUAAACGCCUUUAUUUGGUAAUUCUCGGUACUCUCUGCAUAGCAAUUGCUAUGAUAUAUGUCGUUGUUUUGAUUAUAACUCUGACAUUAACUGUUCUAGUUGUAUUACUUGUUUUAAGUUUUUUGGCAGUUGGCAUUGCAUUUGCUAUCGCAUUAGCUGCUGUAAAUGGUGAAGUUCCGGCGAUGUCUUAUUGUUUAAUUACAAUGUUACUUGUAAAUGAAGAAGCUGAGAUCCUUUCUAAAUUAGGCGUCCUAACAUCAAGUCUGGAAAUUCAGCGUAAAGACUUAAGAAGUAAAAAGAUGUCAUUUGGACUUAUUUUUCGGAAUUUUAAAACCGAUGAAAGUUACACAUCUACAGAUGAGGAAAAUGAUUCAAAUGUUGUUUAUGUGAAGCAGAGAUUAUUGGGAAAUGCACAACAGCGUCAAAUGAUUAUGAAGCAAAAAAGCAGUGAAAUGACAUGUCGGGAUAUGCUUCUUGCUCUUUCGUUCAUUGCAUUGGGUAUUUCAACUUCUAUCCAGAGCAUCACCAUACCGAAUAUGAUUGUCAACACGCAUGCUACUAGUUCACUGUUUUUCGUAUUUACUUUGUGUAUUACAGCUUUUGGAUUCCUCAUAGGAUGUUCCGCUGUAAGUCGAUUAUUUGCAUGGAUGAACCCAAUACUAUUGUUAUUGUUUUCAUUAUUUGGUGCACUCAUGAUUACGGCAUUGUUAGGAUCUUCUAAAACUACAUUGAUUGUUUACAUGUAUUCGCUCAUAUCGGGGUGUUUCCAUGGAAUGAUUUUUAGAGGUGGUCUGAUAAUUUUGUGUGGGAGUGAUUUUGGAACGCGAACAGUAUUUGCUAUGCAUGCAUUCUUUGCAGCUGGAAUAUUUCUAAUGUCACUGUUAAGUACUUUCAUCCUUUCUGGUGCUGCUGUUCCGUAUUCAAAUUUCAGUACAUUGCCAGAUGGUCAUAAUGUGCUCAACCAUUUGCUUAUAAAGCGGAAAAUGAAUUUAUUAUCAGCGCAGUCUGGCGACGAUAUAUUCGCCAAAUCCAGUGCUUUGGAAUCAAUCACUUCAAAAUCUUUGAGGCAGCCUGAUCACGUUGUUGGGGUUGAGUCAGUUGCAGAACCUAAAACUCAAGAAAAUGUGCAAAAACGAAAAGAAGCUGUAGGACGUGUUAAAUCGAGGGAGGAAGAACAAAGUUUGGUCACAAACGGUGCAUUACAUGUUAACGGUGUUGGAGAACGUGAACGAAAUCAAAACAAAGUUUCGCAUUCUAAUACAAGUCCUGCUUAUAUUAGUAUUUCCACUGCAUCAUUUCUUCAUCUAGGAAAAAAUGAUAAUGGAAUUGGGAGAAGUAUGGAUCAAACCGAAACGACAGUCAUUAGUAACGCAACGUCUGCACCUCCCUCAUUGAUAAAACCGAACAACGUUACUGUUAAUUUCAUGUUCAAUGAUGUAUCGUACUCAUUUUCGGGAUUGAAUUGGAAUAUUAGCACCAUAACACGCAAUAGUUUCUGGAUAUUGGAGAAUUUGGAACAGAAAUUCGGCCCGUUUCAAAAUGUUCAUAUGAUGUAUGUAGUAGCAACAUUUUUGGGUCUGUGCCAUUUAUUAUGUUUCGUUGCAGUAGUUUGUAACGGCAAUUAUUUCGCAGCAUCCAGUUUGCAAAUCAUAAAGCUCCAAGAAACUCCAAAUUUAUUUAUGGAUUGGAAGGAAAUGGCAGUUUCAUGGCGUGCUUAUUCAGUCAUAUUUUUUUUGUUGACGGGUGGUAUCGAGCUCGUUGUUGGAGAAAGCUUGACUUUCUAUGCUUUAUUCAGACCGGAAUUAAGCCUUUCUCAACGAAAUGGGCUUUUCCUUACAUCCAUUUUCUGGCUUGGCAUCGUUACAGCGAGAGUGCUAUUCAUGUUUACGACUAAAUUUAUUAAUAUCAAUCGCUUGUCAAAUUUCGUAUUUUUCUCUGCAGUAGUCGCUGGAUAUGUUGCUGCAAGUGCGCGUUCACUUCCCGUUAUGCUUUGCACAUUGUUUAUUUUAGGCUUAUCUUUGGGACCGUUGUCGCCUUUCCUGUUUUGUUGGCUAGAUGAACACGAAUUAUCAAGCCGCCUAUCAUUAAGUCUGCUGUAUGCUAUCGUUGUUUGUGUUUCACUUUUCCUUGCCUACAUUGUACUGAUUAUGACUGUACGUACUGUCAGGGUUACAGUAUGCCUCAGUGCCACAAAUCACUGCUCAGGUGGUCGAAGUCCAGAAGUAAACGUCAUACCCCCCGGACAAAAAAUACGAAGCGGUGAUUAUAUAGUUUUGGUAGACAAAAGUGGUAGUAAAUCUGAUGUUUCUGCGGAUAGUGAUUCUCUUGCUGAAGAUAUUUUACUUGGUUGA
Acanthocheilonema viteae is the source of this 2415-nucleotide messenger RNA. The record is from the annotation of a GenBank genome assembly. NCBI's taxonomy places the organism in Eukaryota, Metazoa, Nematoda, Chromadorea, Rhabditida, Onchocercidae.